AUGAGAGGUUUUCGAGGUUUUCGAAGUUCCCGAAAUUACAUUCAGUUGCAAGAAGACAAUGGGUUCAUUGACGCGCAAUUUAGAAGACCGGUGUACCCGGUUCCUUGGAAUUCCAUAAUCCUGGCUAUCGUAUUAUUUGUGAUGGGUUCAUUAGGGAUUAUUUUCGGUUCACUUAUUAUGACCGGGGUAAUUUCUAGCGAGGAUUGGCUUGACAGGGGAAAACCAUUUCUCUUUCUUGGAUCUUUGUUAUUCAUACCAGACUUGCGUACUACGCAUACAAAGGGUAUGAUGGAUAUGAUUUUAAUCAAAUUCCUGAUUGGUAAAAAAUUGCGUUGGACGCAAGAAACCUUUAUCGCUUUACCGGGAUUUGUUUGA
Molecule: messenger RNA, 375 nt
Organism: Acaulospora morrowiae
Lineage: Eukaryota; Fungi; Glomeromycota; Glomeromycetes; Diversisporales; Acaulosporaceae
Source: the annotation of a GenBank genome assembly